AUGGCUGCCUUUAAGAAUUUCCUGCUGCUUUUGACGCUGCUGCUGGCCAUCCAAUUGGAGGCCUCGAAAAUAGUGUACAAGAAGCCGCUGUACGGGAAUGGAAAUAUCGUUAAGGAGAAGCGCCUGAGGAGCAAGGGUCUCAAGCAGGAGGCCAACACCGUGAGCAGCACCACCAUGAGUAGCACCACCAGCACCACCGAAGAAGAUUGGCCCACCGCCGUGGAGUUUGUGAUUGUGACCACGCCCAAGGGCGAAUUGGAAACUAAUUCCGAGUCGAUUAGCAAUGGCAGUAGCACAGAAACGAGCCUCCUGGAGGUCACCUUCUCGGGAUCGUCGGAGGGAUCCACAAAAGCGGGAGAAUCGUCCACGGUCAACCCAACGAUCUCGACCACCUCGAGCAGCAGUUUGGUCAACACAAUUCCCGCGCCCAUAUUGUCGGGAUCAUCGGGACCAUCGGUAUCAUCGUCAGCGGUCCUGGCCCCGCAGGAUAAUCAGCCAGUUCCCUGCACUUGCGGCGUCUUCCUCUCCUCGCAAAUCCCCAACGGACUGCCCACGAAACCGUUGAUCCACCAGGAACUGGAUCGCAUGUUCCCCUGCAAUGCCAUCGGUCGCAAGCAGUGCCAAACCAAGUGCCUGGAGGCGAUCGUCCAGCACCUGCCGAAUUCCGCAAAUAUAGUUUGCUCCGCUCUGGGUCACGAUUGUCACAAGGAACGCGCCUACUUGUUCAUCAAAAACUGUCACAACCAAUGGGUCAAUACGAAUCUGCAGGCGGGCAGGGAGUACUGUUGUCGCUCAGGAGUUCCCUACCGGUGUCCUUUAAUGGGUUAAUACUGUGGAGAUAUAAUAAAAUGAUGGAUAUGAA
Molecule: messenger RNA, 862 nt
Organism: Drosophila takahashii
Lineage: Eukaryota; Metazoa; Arthropoda; Insecta; Diptera; Drosophilidae
Gene: Fcp3C
Product: Follicle cell protein 3C
Source: RefSeq, a predicted model, not a curated record